GCCCGAACUAACUCCGGAAGAAAUUAUUUUUUUGGAAUUUAAUUCAAGAACAUUUGACUAUUUGUUGGCUAAAUUAUUUAUUCAACGAAUAAUAUAAAAAUGCAAGACAAUGUAAUGUUUCAUUCGUCUCCAAUAUCAGGCCGAAACAGCAUGGUUUUUCCGAGACGCGUAAUUAAGAUCAACACUUGCUGCUGUGAUCCACCAAAGAAUAAAUUGAUUUUACCACCUCAUUAUUACGCAGAUGGUUUGAAACAGCAUAUGAUUGAGACGCGAGUGAAAAAGAAGAUUGGCACCAGAGGACCUUAUGAUACGUUUACAGGACCCAGAGAUUUUAACAAAUCAAAAAAAUGUAAUUUUUUAUCGGACAAUUGGCCACUCCCACUCGAAUGCUGCAAAUCCCUUGAUCGUACUCGAACUUACACAAAUGUAUUUAGAUCGAAUAAAUCACCGACAAGGAAAGUAAAACGCCAUGUAUCGGAAUUUACUUGUACAGAAGUGCCCAAUUGGUUAUCAAUAAAACCAAAUAAGUAUUCAUUUAACAGUACACAAAAGAGAGGCGGCUGUACACCUUUUCAAAAUAAAAAGUAUUACCCGGGACCGAACCGCUACAAAGCACCUACUUUAAAACCAAAAACCGUAAAUGGACACACAAGCGUAUUCAAAAGUACUACGGCGCAAAGGUUAAAUGUAGAACACCCUGGAUGUGGCGGCGUAUUUGAAAAAAAAUCUAAAUAUCUAUUAUUAUCAAUAUUAUCUUUAGAAAAAAUUUAAGAGGACGUUCUACC
Rhopalosiphum padi (bird cherry-oat aphid) is the source of this 785-nucleotide messenger RNA. RefSeq lists its product as uncharacterized. The coding region runs from base 100 to 771 and encodes 223 amino acids. The record is from RefSeq and is a predicted model, not a curated record. NCBI's taxonomy places the organism in Eukaryota, Metazoa, Arthropoda, Insecta, Hemiptera, Aphididae. The transcript is spliced from 4 exons.